Molecule: messenger RNA, 645 nt
Organism: Angiostrongylus costaricensis
Lineage: Eukaryota; Metazoa; Nematoda; Chromadorea; Rhabditida; Metastrongylidae
Source: the annotation of a GenBank genome assembly
AUGAAUCCCGACCCUAUUCCAUUUGAGUAUCAAGCGUUCUACAUAGUGAUUCCAUCCACCAGCGUCAUUGGAAAUCUGUUUAUCAUCUACGCUACCAUACGAUCAAAACAAACUCGUGUUGACGAGAACGCUGACACCGUCGACUCCUCUACUGUCGCAUGUUCCGAGAAACAGUUCAUCUCCGGUGUCAAAGAUGGCGUUGAGAGGCUGGCGCCUUCUCGUCUUGGUGAAGGCAAUUACGUCGUCCUUUAUUCUUCUUGCUUGCAUGACCAAGUCUUCUAUCGAGGAUUCGGAUGCAAGUGCAACACUAGUGUGAAGCAGAUUCAUCGCUCGUUGAUUGUCACCAGUUCGACAGUUGUGUUUGGCUGGUUCAGUACGAUGCUAAUUGUAGUGAUUGCAAACUUUUUGCAUGUCGAAAUUGAGCGGAUAUACGUCAACUUACUCGCUGGUCUUUUCGUCAAUUCCUCAUGCGCCACAAACUUCUUCGUUUAUUAUGCAAUGAGCAAGGAAUAUCGUCGGCUGUUCGACGAGUACCUCCAUAUCGGAAAAGUGAAAAAUUUUUUCGGAGCCAAAAGCAAUACAGUUGUUAUCACACGAAUAGUUCAUCAGCAGCCACAACUAUUUUCACGAACAAAGCGAGGAUGA